Branchiostoma belcheri (Belcher's lancelet) is the source of this 2603-nucleotide messenger RNA. Its product is annotated as protein RFT1 homolog. Gene Ontology annotation, cellular component: endoplasmic reticulum membrane. NCBI's taxonomy places the organism in Eukaryota, Metazoa, Chordata, Leptocardii, Amphioxiformes, Branchiostomatidae. The record is from RefSeq and is a predicted model, not a curated record. Gene Ontology annotation, biological process: glycolipid translocation; dolichol-linked oligosaccharide biosynthetic process. The transcript has 14 exons. The coding region runs from base 302 to 1984 and encodes 560 amino acids.
GUGAUGAAACAACAUGGCAGCGCCCUGAAGUGAAAAUCGCGUUUUCGUCUUUUCCUUUGAAAUAUUCUAAAUACGGGAAGAUUUAUUCACUCCCGGGAGUUUUUGAAGUAAGACAUCGUUGAUUCAGACUCAGAAGAAGGCUGAACGGCAGUUUUUUUUGUACGAGUCCUGUUAAUUGAGGAGAAAGAUGUGAAAGUCGUCUGCUAAAAUAUCUUCAGUUGUGUACUUUGGACUCCCUUCAUCAUUCAGGUAUAAGCCAGAAGAAGAUCUACUCCACAUCGGGCUUUGUACUAGAAAAAUCAUGGCUUCUAGCAAACUUCUGGCGAGCGCCACCAAACAGGCAUCGUACAACAUGUUUUUUCAGGUUAUCUUUCGAGUGAUGACCUUCCUCCUGAAUGCCUUCCUCUUACGGUACAUCACCAAGGAGAUGGUGGGCGUGGUCAACGUUAGGUUAACACUUCUCUACACCACCAUCAUUUUUGUUGCUCACGAGGCCUUCAGACGGGCAUGUCUGAGUGGAGGGGACAAACGCAACUGGAGACAGACGGUCAACCUGAUAUGGUGCACUGUUCCCCUGGGGUUCGUCUGUACUGUAGUGUUCAGCAGUGUCUGGUUGUACCUCCUGGAGCGGCCAGAUCCAGACGUCAUCCCGCACUACCGUCUGGGCGUGCUCGCCUUCGCCGCGUCAGCAUUCAUCGAGCUGUUUGCAGACCAGCUUUGGCUGAUGACCCAGGCCCUACUGUUUGUCAGGUUGAAGGUGGUGAUUGACAGUUUGUGGAUAGCAGUACGAUGUGUGACUACUGUGAUCCUGGUGGUGUAUUUCCCACAUCUCGGUCUGAUAGCCUUCUCAAUAGCACAGGUAGUGAGCAGUGCAGCACUGGUCCUGGCGUACUACGCAUACUUCACCCACUACAUCCGCACUGCCUCGGCCGACGACAGCUUUCCGUUAAAGACAAUACAAGACUUCUUCCCUACCUGGCCUACAGGAAAGAAGCCAUGGACAAGCCCAGAACUGGCCAAGCUGACUUGGAGUUUCUUUAAGCAGGGAAUCUUGAAGCAGCUUCUGACAGAAGGUGAAAGAUACGUCAUGACCAUUUUUGAUGUGCUGAGUUUCGGAGACCAAGGGGUUUAUGACAUUAUAAAUAACCUGGGCUCCCUGGCCGCCAGAUUUCUGUUCCUGCCCAUUGAGGAGAGUGGGUACCUGUUCUUUGCUCAGUCACUCAAGAGAGGCAAGCCAAUCAGGGACCAGGAUAAGGAAUCUCUUGCUCUUGUGUCCAGGGUACUGCAGAGCCUGCUGAAGGUGGUGGUUCUGAUUGGUCUGAUCAUCCUGGUGUUUGGUUACGCCUACUCCUUCCUGGCCCUGGACAUCUACGCAGGGGAGAUGCUCAGCUCAGGAUCAGGCCCCUCUCUUCUCCGGUGGUACUGUGUCUAUGUCCUGCUCAUUGCUAUCAACGGGACCACCGAGUGCUUUGUGUUUGCAGCCAUGAGUCAAGAAGAGGUGGACAGGUACAACAAGAAGAUGCUGGUGUUCUCUGUGCUGUUCCUGACCUCAGCUGUCUACCUGACACGCUGGCUGGGCAGCGUGGGGUUCAUCUUUGCCAACUGCCUGAACAUGCUGGCCAGGAUUGUGCACAGUCUGUACUUCAUGCUGGGUUACUACCGGGGUAGCCAGUGGAGACCUUUACUAGGCCUGGUGCCCAGUGGAUGGGUGUCAGCAGUGCUGGUGAUAUCAUGGUUUGUCACAAGCUCCUCAGAGACAAUGCUGUGUUGCGACCAGGGCUGGCCCUAUCGCAUCCUACACAUCGCUAUCGGAGCAGUCUGCCUUUUAGUUGUCAUGGCAACAAUCCUUCUGACAGAACGAGACCUGGUGAUGUUUGUGCAGGAACAGUGGCUGUCCCGAUCUCAACAACACAAUGACAACAAGAGUAAACAAGACCAGAAAGCAACAAAUAGAAGACAGACUGAUAGCAAGAAACAGUCAUAACUUAAUCUAAAAUAAAGCUGUAACAUGUCAGUAUAUUGUUACCACUAUUAUUAAAAAAAAAUUAAUGAAUUAUUUUUCUAUUCCAACAAUAUGAAAUUAUAAGGCAUGAGAAAAAUGUUGUAGUUUAGAGUUGUUUACAUGUAAGUAGUGAGAGGUGGCAUGGUAUAUUGUAAGUUAAUUCAGUUUUUGGUAAAACUACUAGAAGGUCUAAAUUUGUUAUAAGUCAAUGUUGUUUAUAAAUAAGAAAGGCCAUGCUUUUAUUUCAUGCCCUGUAAAGUUGUUGGCUGUUCUGGGGUGAAUACGUUGUUGCUCUCAGGGAUGGAAUGAGACUGUGUGAGGUGUGACGCACUGGGGCCUAGUUUUGUCAAGCUUCAUUUCAUUAAAAAUACUUGAAUUACAAGUACUAUAAUUGUGCAAUUUUAAAAUACUAUCAUUCUCGUGUAUGUGUUGCAGCCAACACAUACCUGGUACUUUAUUAUUUAACUUGACUUUCACAAAGUCUGCUAGCUUUUAUGUCUCCACCCAUUGAAAAUAAAAUCAACAAGAGUCAAGACAGCUUGUUCUUGAGUAGCCAUAUUCUACACUGUUUAGAAAAUUAUUGUGAUAAAUAUGCAGCUUA